CUCACCUUUUACUUUUUAGUUAAUUAUUUGCUAAUAAAGUACAGCACAGCUGCAUCCGGGAUACAAACCUACUGCUCAGUGGAAGAAAAUCCUUGAAAUGUAAAUUAUCUGAAAGGUAAUCGGAUGCAGCAUCUGUGAAGAUGGUGGCCUUAAGUGAGGCGAGCACAACAACAAAAACAGUGGUUUUCCCAAGUCUGCUGUCUCAGAAGUCUGAGACCUCAAAUGUGAAAACACCUGAAAAGCAGAAGUUCUUUAAGGAAAAUGUGAAUCAAGCUGCAAGCAAGGAGCACUGGGCUGACCUAUCCGCCCUCCUACAUGGCACAGUCAAGUGCAGAAAAGAGAAGCCUCCAAGUACGAAGGAAACCAAGAAAGAAGCUUUCGAUCGUUACAUGAAUAUAAUAUAUGGCCUGCCCCUAAAUAAUAAGAUUUACUUGGAGGACACAUUUGACCCAGAUAGAUUUUCUUUUUAUCAUGAGCCGCGUAACCUGACUCCCUUAAAAGAGGACGCCCGCCCUGAACCUAAAGUGAUCAUUCCUGUGGUUGUGAAGAAAAAGAAGCUGCAGGAGAAAAAGACUCCAGCACCGAUCUCUAAACCAGACACCCAGAUCAAAGUCAAGCCACAGCCUGUUGAGAGAGUCGUACACAAGACUGAGGAGCUUCCAGUGAUCAUUCCUCCAGUAGUGCAACCCAAACCCAAACCCAAACCCAAAACUCCUCCUGCUCCACCUUCUCCUCCAUCUCGCCCUCGUCCAAGGACUCCGACACCGCUGCCUCCUCGAGAACCAACACCUGAAGUGCAAGCGUUCCUCAAGCAGUUUGCAGAUGCAGGCUGGUUCAGAGACGUGUUCCCUGAUAAAACAACUCUCCUGAGUUCCCUGUCUCCAGAAGCUUUCUCCUUAGAGCUGCUGAGCCGCCUCACCGCCUGCAGCGAUUCAUCCAAACUGCAGAUCUUUGCUGCUCUGCAGACUCUGCACGGUCAGAAACUCCUCCAGAACACAGACAAGCUUUACCACGGCCUAGUUGACUUGGUGCCUACAUUUGUGAGACCGCACAUGUCACAUUUGGAAAAGACGGUGCUGGUGGAAAUGUUGAAUCUGCUGGUGCAUCUGAAAUCCGUCAGUUAUGAGCUUGUAAAAAACCUCCUCACUCUCCUCGCCUUUAAAUCUCUAGAUCUCUGGGAAACAGUGGUGUGCGCUCUGACUGCAUUAGGUGUCAAUGAGGCAGAGCAGUGGCUUUGGCCUGAGUUGGACACCUGGGACUUGGAGCUGCGGGACCAGGCUGACACGUGGAAAAACCUCCAUGACAGAGCAGAGUGUUGGCUGCAGUCGUGGAUCUCCAAAUACAAAAAACACAACAGGUAUCAGCACCUCACGAGUACAGUAAAGAGCAAGCCGGCGUCUUUCACCGCGGUGGACGUGCUGAACUAUUUCUGUUCCGUCCAAAAGGAGGAGUACAGGAAGACUUUACAUGUUGCACCUGCUGGUCACCACAACACUGUACUUCUCCCUCUAAAGGAACAGUCUCAAGCGAUCUUUCGUCUCGGAGAGACUUACAGCAUGACCAGGAUACGCAAGCCAGCCGGGAUAAUUCUACCUCCCCUGCGAAACCGUCCCUUCCUCACACACUUUCCACAUUUCAUCUCCUUGCCAUUGUCUCGAAUCACUCUGCGUCCGUUUCACAUCUACUCGGACGACGACUGGCAGAGGGCCUCACCUCGCCGCUACUUUAUUCAACAGCAGUCUUGCGUGGAGUACUACAGAUGACGUGUGUAACUUUUAAAUGUAAAUUAAUAUCUGUUACAUUCAAACCACUGCCAAAUGAGUUCACACAAGGCCAAUUAAGCCUCAUAAAGCAGGACAUUUAGGUUAAAGAUCGAGUCAUUUAGUGACAAAAUAAACAGUAAACAAAUCUCUAGACAUCUCUGCAGGCUCACCUGUAUUUUCAGUACGUAGAAAUGUACUAAUGAUUUACAGUCUCUUCAAACUUUGCUUUGAUUUAUUCUGUAUCUGACAGUAAGUGAAUGCAUUCAUGUGGUACAGGGUGAUUGCUAACGCUAAUACUUUUUUG
This is a messenger RNA of Solea solea (common sole), 2067 nucleotides long. It is a transcript of the gene wdr97, whose product is annotated as WD repeat domain 97. NCBI's taxonomy places the organism in Eukaryota, Metazoa, Chordata, Actinopteri, Pleuronectiformes, Soleidae. The transcript is spliced from 12 exons. The record is from RefSeq and is a predicted model, not a curated record. The coding region runs from base 141 to 1763 and encodes 540 amino acids.